GGCCGGGGGCGGAGCCGGCGGGCUGGGAGCUGCGGCGCGAGCGCAGGCAGGGUACCGGGUCGCUCGCGCGCGAGUCGCGGAGGCGCCGCCGUUGCAGUCGCCGCAUCUCCGAGUAGCAUGGCUGACAGCAGGCCCAAGACCCCCAAGCCCGCCAACAAGACGCCCCCCAAGUCCCCAGGGGACCCCGCGAAGGACAAGGCAGCCAAGAGGCUGUCACUGGAGUCGGAGGGUGCCAGCGAGGGGGCAGCCGCCGCGGGCCCGGAGCUCAGCGCCCUGGAGGAGGCCUUCCGGAGGUUUGCGGUGCACGGGGACACCAGGGCCACCGGGAAGGAGAUGCAUGGCAAGAACUGGUCCAAGCUGUGCAGGGACUGCCAGGUGAUCGAUGGCAGGAACGUGACCAUCACCGACGUGGACAUCGUCUUCAGCAAGAUCAAGGGCAAGUCCUGCAGGACCAUCUCAUUCGAGCAGUUCAAGGAGGCACUGGAGGAGCUGGCCAAGAAGAGAUUCAAAGACAAGAGCAGCGAGGAGGCCGUCCGAGAGGUGCACCGGCUCAUCGAGGGCAAGGCCCCCAUCAUCUCGGGGGUGACGAAAGCCAUCUCCUCGCCCACCGUGUCGCGGCUCACGGACACCACCAAGUUCACGGGCUCCCACAAGGAGCGCUUCGACCCGUCGGGCAGGGGCAAGGGCAGGGCGGGCCGCGUGGACCUGGUGGACGAGUCGGGCUAUGUGCCGGGCUACAAGCACGCCGGCACCUACGACCAGAAGGUGCAGGGGGGCAAGUAGCCGGCGGGGCCUUCUCCCGUCGUCCGGUCCCCCGCCGCCUCACACUUCGUUACAUUCCUGUGCUUUGCAGGCAGGACUCGGACCCGGGGCUGGGCGGCCGCGGAGGCUCCAGGCCUGCCUCCCUCCCGCCCGGGCCCGCACUCCCCUCCACCCCAGCUUUGGCCCCGACUCACCUUUCCUAACACACCUGCCUCGUGCCCGCCAGGAAGUGGGCAGAUGGCCCUUUCCAAAGUGUCUCUCGGGGCCAGACCACACUGGCCACUGGUUUGCAGCAAAGGGGGCGUUUUAAAGGAGCUGGUGGGCAGACCCUGUCGGGGCGGUGUUGACCCGCAAGCACCAAGGCACCAACCAGCAGCACCGAUAAAGCAGAGGGAGCCCCAGACAGGGCACCGUGGGGCCCGGAGAGCACCACGGAGGUGUGGGAGGCGGGGUUCACAGUGCACGCUUGCACGCCCAGCACACACAAACACACCCACGCAUGCACGCACACGCACUGCGCACACACCGUGCACGCACGCACGCACGCACGCACGCACACGCGCUCAGAUGCACAAACCGACCGCCAGGUCUGCGUUGAGGGCGGGCGCCGAGCUGAGGGCUGCCGUGCAAAGGAAGAAGCCUCUGUCGACCAAAGUGACUCCAAGUGUGACGUCACGAGAUUUUAAAAUGGAAACUAAGGGCAGUUCAUUUCACUUCCCUGAGAAGAAAUAGGAAACAGUGAUGCAUGUUUAUUCUCAGAACGGCUCAGGGAAGACUUAGAAUAUCCCGUCUCUGUGACUCCCUCCCAGCGGCCCCUGUGUCCCCGCCCCGACCCGCAAGGACCCCGGGGGCCCUGGGCUAGAGGCUGCGCGGGUAGUGCGACGGCUCUCUCCUUGCUUCUCUGGCCGCUGUGCUUCCUCUGGCCUCUCUGGAGCCUCCGUGAGCGGCCUGCCCUGUCCUCCCCGCUCAGGAGUGCAGAAGCCGCAGGGCAGGACCAGGCCAGGGGAGGGCCCGAGGCCGGUAGCAUCUGCGGGGUUUGGUUUCUCUGAGACGCCGGGGUGGGGUGGGGGGCUCCUGCUGUCACAGUGGGCCCUUGGCGGUGUGUCCCUUUGCAUGGACAUGGCCACAGGCCGGCGUGUAACCCUCUGGACCCUGUGGUCCUCGUUUCGGUCCCGGGGACAGCCCAUGGCAGCCCCCAGGGAAUGCUUCCCGGGAACCCAACCGCCCUGCCACGAUCUGUCCUGCGUCCAGCGCAGCAGGCCGGUGAGGGGCACCCCUCCAUGGACACACGGCACAGGUGGCCGUGAGAAAGGCCAGCACUGCCACGGCAGGCACGUUGGUCACAGCUGGACCUGGGACACCUGCCCACCCACACGGAGGGGCUCAGGCCAGCGCUCCCAGCCGACGCGGCCCCUUGCACGGGGGGCUCCCCCGGGAUGGCGGUAGCCUCUGCGGGCAGCUUCGUCUUGAGGCCUGGCACCUCACCGCGCGAUCACCCAGGAAGUGACGGAGCACAGGCACCCGGGGCUCACUGCGAAGAUGUGAAUCGCUGCCGUCUAGGAAGUUUCUAAAACUUGGGGAUCCGAAGCUGCCCAGCCAGGCCCCCAAUCCGCCACCAGGAAACAGGCCCGAGGGCUGGGGGAAGGCAGGCAGGAGGCCGGCCCCGCCCCGGGCGCCUCUCCUCCCUCCAGAGGCAAGAGUCACCUGGGGAAUCGCGUCUGCAGAGAACUCUGAACGUGCAGAGUGUUUCUGGGCACUAAGCUGAUCACAGAUGGCAAAGCCCGUGUUCCAGUGCCGGCCGGUUCCUCUCCGUGGACUUGGGACAAGACUCCUCCCCAGACCCAUCCUCUGCCCAGCCGCCGCGGGUCUCCGCCUGCCCGACAGCCCGGCACCCCGCACAGCCGCCCCGCGGCAGGACACGGGGGUCCAGCCCCCCCAGCCAGUCAGGGGCUGGCUGCCCGGGAGCACACGGGAGGCGGACUGAGCAGAAGAAACGACACCAGUGGCGUCCUGGGACGCUUCCUCACGCUGCCCCCCCGCCCCGGGCCCGGCCUGCGGGGCCGACACCACCCACCGCAGGAAACCCAUCUUCCCGAUGGCUACAGCAGCACCUCCCCCUUGGGUUAAGGAAAGUCUAGUGCACACAGCUGCCCCCGUGGCCAGCCCCGUGCUUGCGGGUUCGCGAGCUGCGGAGGCCGAGGCGUCUGGCUGGGUCUCAGGUGUCCCCAGCCCGCCUGAGGCCUCCUUCCCAAAGGGUAGCUCUGGAAACACAUCUCCCCGCUCAGGGCAGGAGGAAGCGGCGGCCCCCUCCCCGUCGGCUCCGUCACGGCAUCUGUGUGUAGCCCAAACACAGCACGGCGCUCGGGCUCCAAGCUCUGCGCAGACACACGUGCCUCCCUCAGGCUCUGGGUGCUGUGGACAAACAGGCAGGUGUGCGCCUUCGCUGCAUGUUCUAUGCAACACCCAUUCGCUUCUACUAACUGUGGUUAACUAGGAACUACGUGUCUCUCUGUGAAUGAAGGAAACUGCACAGCAAGCCCAGCAGGAAGCAGGGGCCCGUGGUCAGGGUGCACCACGCUGACGGCGCCGAGCGCCGGGACAGCAGAGCGAGCGUUGGAGAACAUUGUGCCACAGUACUUAUUUAUUUCUAUUUAAUGCUGUAGGAUAAGCAACUAGGCGGUGGUCAGUUCACCAAAAUUGAAGUUCAAAUUACGUACGUUUAAAAUAUUAUAGGAAGAGAUCUAUAUUUAUACUGGAGUAUUUUUACACCUCGAGUAUCCUCAGUCUUAAGGUUUGAGGCCAAUGAAAGUUACAGUCAGGAAGAGGCACGGGGAGCUCCAGCGGCAUCGCCUAAGCUGCGCUACGUCCACGCCCCACUGGCCGAGAGCUCAGGGCAGGCCGAGGCAUCCCUCUGAAGCACCAAGCGGACAGAGGCUCACACACCCGAAGCCUGGGCCUGCUCAGCCACCGGCUGCCGUGGAUCAAGCCUUAACGGCACACGGCCCUGCCGCGCACCGCCCGUGGCUGCUUCUGUGGCUACGCCGGCGGCAGGGAGAUCGGUCACAGACGCCACGGCCCACGAACCCUACAACAGCCACUGCCUGGACCUUUAGGGGAGGCUGCUGGUGCUGUCCCCACCCCUGAGCACCCAGCAGGCUCCCUCUGGGAAUGUUCCCGCGUGAGCUGGCACACCCUGUCCCACAGUGCACGCAGGUGGGGACACCACUGUCACCUGUUCCGUCCACUCAGGUUGACAAUUCAGCUGUGCUGUGAAGUCACCACGAGGCUAGAAUGUCCUUCGAACUCUGACCCUGAGUAGCUUCCCGCCGCUGACUACUGAGCCCUCUGUGAAAUCCCGUGGCUCGGGGGUGGCCUUUGUCCGUGGGAGUGGAGAGUGUGGCCAGUGGUGGCCCCAGGCACUCCUGGGAGGUGGUCGCCCUGCACUUUGAGAUGCUUUAGUUAACUUUCUCUCUUCCCCAAACCAAGCCAAACAACAAAGGAGACGCACAUAACUCAAACUUGAAAGGGAUCAUAUGCUACUAGUUUGUACUAAGUUUUUUUCAGGAAAGGGAAAUAAAUGUAUAUAUAGAUGCGAUCUAUUUUUGCACUGUUUUCUUACUGUUAGGGAGCGAUGAGGGCAUCACUUUGCAGUGUGAUGGGACAAGCAGUGUGGACGUCAACGGGUGCUCUGACUCAGAACCACACUCACCAGGAACUCUGGGGGCGUCUGUAGGGCCGAGGCGUGGUGUCACCUGUCAGUCGCGGUGCAAGGCCUGGCUUGCAAACCUGUGAUGAAACAGCCCCUGUCUGUCUGCAUACCUCCUCGUGUGUUCCCUGUUGUUAACACUGUGUCAGAUUGGUAAAGUGACAAAUAAAGGUGUUGAAUCGUG
Molecule: messenger RNA, 4652 nt
Organism: Delphinapterus leucas (beluga whale)
Lineage: Eukaryota; Metazoa; Chordata; Mammalia; Artiodactyla; Monodontidae
Gene: TPPP
Product: tubulin polymerization promoting protein
Biological process (GO): positive regulation of protein polymerization; microtubule polymerization; microtubule bundle formation
Cellular component (GO): microtubule
Molecular function (GO): tubulin binding
Source: RefSeq, a predicted model, not a curated record